Sabethes cyaneus is the source of this 411-nucleotide messenger RNA. Its product is annotated as histone H3.1-like. The transcript has a single exon. The coding region runs from base 1 to 411 and encodes 136 amino acids. Gene Ontology annotation, cellular component: nucleosome. The record is from RefSeq and is a predicted model, not a curated record. Gene Ontology annotation, molecular function: DNA binding; structural constituent of chromatin; protein heterodimerization activity. Lineage: Eukaryota; Metazoa; Arthropoda; Insecta; Diptera; Culicidae.
AUGGCUCGCACAAAGCAAACCGCCCGCAAAGUUACGGAAGGAAAGACAUCUCCUAAACAGUUAGCCACGAAGGCAGCUCGCAAAAGUGUGCCAGCAACUGAAGGAGUAAAGAAGCGUCGUCGUUAUCGCCCGAAAGCAGCCGCUCUGCGUAAAAUUCGUCGAUACCAAAAAUCGAUUGAGUUGCUGAUCAGCAAGCUUCCCUUCCAACGGUUAGUUCGGGAAAUUGCCGAGGAUUUCAGGACCGAUUUUCGCUUCCAGAGGUCGGCUGUCAUGGCUCUGCAGGUAGCCUGCGAAGCGUAUCUGGUCGAUCUGCUUGAAAAUACCAGCCUGUGCGUCAUUCACGCCAAGCGUGUCACCAUCAUGCCAAAGGACAUCCAGCUUGCUCGCCGUAUCCGUGGUGACCGUGCUUAA